Molecule: messenger RNA, 870 nt
Organism: Effrenium voratum
Lineage: Eukaryota; Dinophyceae; Suessiales; Symbiodiniaceae
Source: the annotation of a GenBank genome assembly
AUGGAAGAUCCAGGGGAGAUCUCCGACGACUUGUACCACACUGCUUUGCAAGACGUGGCCGAUGUGCUCGGAGCGUUAUCCUUGGAAUGGUGGCCGUGCCGCGGGACCUUGAUCGCCUUGCUACGCCACGGGGCUCGGUCAGGCUCGCUCUCCCGCGGUUUGGUGGACGUUGUUGAGCGCGACAUCGACUUGAUGAUUGGUGUUUCCAGCGAGGCGGACUGGCAACCCACCGGCCGUGCCAUUGAAGCACAGCUGCUGAAGAAGGGCUGGGACCGGUGUUGGACCAAGUCCUCAGCCAAAUUUGGCAGCGACUGGCAGUUCGCUGCACGCAGGGAUCUUUUGUAUUGUGUCCGCACGCGUCCCGCAUACAUGAUGCUGGACGUGACCUCUUACAUCACCUCUGAAGAAGGCUAUGUUUAUGUGCAUCGGUUGUGUAAACCCGAUGGUGCAAGCGGUGCAAGCGGUGCAAGCGCUUGUCAUGUCCCCCGACUGGGGCCUUUGCAGGGCGCAGACGGCAGCCUGCCCAAAGCCGCCAUUUAUCCGCUGAAGCGGUGCCUGGCAAAGGACCAGGCAGUGCCUUGCCCGAGUCGGCCCUUGGAGACCAUCCAGGCGAUGCGCCACAGCGGCUUGGAGACGUCCUGCAUCGCGCUACCUGACACCAAAGGUCGCCAGGAUGAAGCGUCAAGGCACUUGGCAAGGGCAGGGCUUCAAGCUGAGGAUCUCCGAAUCCUGAAGGAGCGCUCUGCUGAAUUGGACCGCCGUGGCUUCCAGUCCAUGUCCCCAUACUUUGCCAACUGCACCAAAAGUCAAGGUCGCAUCAUGUCGCAUCAUGUCGCAUCAUGUCGCAUCAAGUCCUUAGAUGUUCCAUAG